Messenger RNA from Drosophila kikkawai, 1203 nucleotides. RefSeq lists its product as uncharacterized. NCBI's taxonomy places the organism in Eukaryota, Metazoa, Arthropoda, Insecta, Diptera, Drosophilidae. The record is from RefSeq and is a predicted model, not a curated record.
UCAGUAUUGUUUCGAGACUAUUGAUUUUGGUACGUAAGAUAGUAGUUAAUAAUUACUAAAUUAUUCGUAGAAUGGAAAUGGAACGUGAUUUGCCUACCGAAGAUGCUUCCAUGGAGUUAGAUGGCGGGGGAGAUGCCCAGCCAUCGAAAAGCCAGCUCACCCUAAGGAGCAGUUGGAGCCAAGACACUAUGACUGUGUCUACGGAUGAACUGCCUAGAUCGUCUGAACUUUGCUGUGAUGCCAUCCAUCUUGAUCUUCUAGUGGAGAAGGGUUUGAUCGAGUACGACAUGCUGGAUCAGCAAACUGAGGACGAGGCGGGCGACUAUUCGAGACGCUUAACUAGUACUUCGGAUCUGGGGGGAAUCGCGGACAUAGUCAACGAAAUGCGAAAAGAAUUUAUCGGCAAGUUAAGCUCAAAUGCCAAGGGUCUUAAGAGAAUCCUGAUACAGGGCAUUAUAGAGCCUGAGGAAGGUAGGUCAGUUCUUCGGGAUCAAAAUAGUGAGCUAGCGGCUAAGAAUGUUUCAGAGGUUGAAAUGGAAGUUCCCAAAUUCAUUAACGACAAGGAAUGUCGUCAAGAGGAAUUUUCAGCUGAAGACGUCAAACGGGAUGAUGACAUUGUUCAGCUCAUAAACGACAUAAACCAAUUUACCAGCGAGGUGGAGAGGGAUCCCGAUGGCGCGGACUGGUCUCAAUUUCGAGCUAACCUACUAAAGAUCCACAGGCACUAUGUGCAAAGUCCAGCGACUAUAGCCCCCUACCAGAUUGGAGUCUCUUCUUCUGACAUCAGCGUGCCUCUAGACGACCUUAAAAAUCAAGCGAAAUAUUUGCGAAGAAACAUUCAAGGCCUCGAAUCUAAGAUGCUCAACCUGGACCAAACCUUCGAAGAGUUCUCUGAAAAUUGCAAAUGUAGUAUGAUCAGCAAGGAGAGUGCAGAGCACGACAUGGAGGCGCUUUCGAUAAUGCGGGAAAGAAUCGGUCAAAGGCUCAGCGAGUUGGAGGAUGAAUUUCGAAGGGCUAGGAUACACUUGUUCUUGGGGGCAAACGACGCAGACCAAAAGAAUUAACGAGUUCUUUGAAUAGGCACCACGGAUCCCAAGUGUUUUGUGUGAUAUAAUUUGAGUGCCGCGGGGAAUAUAUAUUCCCAAAAAACGGUAUCCUAUCUGUAAUUAAGUCAGAAAUAAAAAGUAUUUCGAUAUCAUCAAA